AGAUUCUAUUAGGCCACCCUGAAGGAUUCUGAAAGGGUAUGCGGAUACAAUGGAUCAUGCUGCGCGAGAGUGUGGACGUCCUCCUGCUUCUCUGUUUCUCUGAGCUUUUCCCUUGCUGAACUCAGUCGCUCGCUCACUGUUGAGGCUAUUAGCAAAUAGUCUUUCUGUCUGUCUCUAUCAAAAUGCUUCUCUACAUUCUUUUAUUUCUUUUCGGCUUCGUGGUAUCCUUCAGUGUUAUUCCGUCCACUGGGCACCUUCCUGCGUCAGUCCGAGCCGCGUGCAGAUCAGCUUUGGCGGAAAACAUUACACAAUGCUCAGAUAUGCUACAGUAUCCUGUGGAAUUCAUUCCAGCAUCUUCAUUGAGCGAAAUAUGCACAUCCAGUUGUGGGGCAGCAUUGAACGCCAUGUAUUCCAAAGCUUCUUCGACUUGUGGAACAGGUAGUGUGAACGUUACCGCCGUAAACGACACCAUGUACACUAUACUCACACCCUUAAACCUCGCUGGUGAAGUGGUAUUCAGGUACAACUUAACAUGCCUCCAAGGGAAUGGAGGCUUUUGCAAAGACGUGCUCAGCAACAUUACAGCAGAGAAGUUGUGUUCUGAUUGUUACAUGAAGACAGUACAAUUGGGGUUCGGCGAGCCGCUAGAGAGCGAUAAUGGAUGGACGCCCCAGGAUUUCAAUUCACUGAAGCAAUCCUGCGGUAUACCGACUACCUCAUACCCUGUCAAGCCAACUACACCGGUCGGAACGCCCGGGCCGACACCUACAUGCACGACUAAAACCACUGCAAAGGCCGGCGAUACCGCCAACUCACUUGCCAAAAGUCUCUCCGUGUCGACCGACCGUCUCCUAACAUAUAACAACCUUCCUUUGGCGAUGAAUGAGACAUUCAAAGGGGGAGAGGUGCUGUGUCUUGACAACGUUGCGCAAUGUGUGAUUCGCCAAGUUGUUGUCAGCGAUACCUGUAGCUCUUUAAUCAAGGCCAGCGGCAGUGGUGUAGACCAGCUCAUGUUCACUAGCUGGAAUCCAACCAUCGGGUUCGAAUGUCGAAAUCUAGCAUCUAUGGCAGGCAAAUAUGUUUGCAUCUCUCCGCCGGGAUCAACGACACUGUUCACGCCAAUUGCGGGCACUCCAACACCUCCGAGCACGACCAGCAAGACACCAGAAUCGACCUAUAGCUGGGGCACCGUGCCAAAUGCACCCAUUAGCUCCAUGAACUUUACAACUUCAUGGUUGUUCCCAACUGAAUUGGUAUCGAUACCAACGCGCACGGGAACGGCACUACCUCACGAAUCCGUCACUGCGAUUGCAGCUCGCAUCUCCAAUUGCCCUUUUCUUAAGGAAGAAGAUCCUUCCUGGGACGCGGGACUGGCCGACGAUGAAUAUCACCUACACUCCUGGGAUCUUGACGUCGAAUGCAUUGAAUCUUGGGAUCCCUACUGUCAUCCUGAGCCGACUGCCGCUAUCUUGCCUAGCCCGACCAAUAUUGCAUCCUCUUGCUACCCGACGAUUUCUACGAUAAUCCCCGAUGGGUGGGUUGCUCCACCAGCACCCACUAGCACCGGUACACCUGAUAACUGCAACAAAUGGCACGUAGUUGGUCCCGGAGAUACCUGCACCGUGGUUGAAGCCAAGUACAAGAUAUCUGACUCGUCCUUCCGCCAAUGGAACCCUACGAUCAACGGCCAGUGUGGAAAUCUGGUUGCAGGCAUGGCAUAUUGCGUUCGAGUGUGGGUAGAGCCAUCUGUCACCAGCUCUUCGAGGCCAAUAACGAGCACGCUGAAACCAUCUCCCACAUCGAGCAAAUCGUCCUCCACGUCCGCAGGUCCGCCGGGCCCAACGCAGUCUGGCACUAGCCCGACAUGUACAAAGUGGCAUGUGUACAAGCAGGGUGACACAUGCGAAUCGAUUGCCACUCAAUAUGGCAUCAUCGUCAGCCGGUUUCGCCAACUGAAUAGGGGUGUAAACACCGAAUGCAGUAACCUAGUCCUUGGAAACGCUUACUGUGUGGGAUAAUAAGCUAUAGCUUUGAUAUUUAUAAGGGAGAUUUUAUUCUCUAACUAGACCAGACAGCACACCAUCACUUUUGAGGCAUACUGUGUUGCUCGCUUGUGGUGU
Lindgomyces ingoldianus is the source of this 2120-nucleotide messenger RNA. RefSeq lists its product as uncharacterized. Bases 183 to 2018 code for a protein of 611 amino acids. The record is from RefSeq and is a predicted model, not a curated record. Lineage: Eukaryota; Fungi; Ascomycota; Dothideomycetes; Pleosporales; Lindgomycetaceae. The transcript has 4 exons.